Alternaria arborescens is the source of this 1032-nucleotide messenger RNA. RefSeq lists its product as hypothetical. Gene Ontology annotation, biological process: pyrimidine nucleotide-sugar transmembrane transport. The transcript is spliced from 2 exons. The coding region runs from base 1 to 1032 and encodes 343 amino acids. Gene Ontology annotation, cellular component: Golgi membrane. Lineage: Eukaryota; Fungi; Ascomycota; Dothideomycetes; Pleosporales; Pleosporaceae. The record is from RefSeq and is a predicted model, not a curated record. Gene Ontology annotation, molecular function: UDP-galactose transmembrane transporter activity.
AUGACGACCGCGAUGUUCACGAACGAGAGCUGGAAGCUUGCGAUACCCGCUGUUCUAUACACGAUACAAAAUUCCCUUCAAUAUGUUGCUGUCAGCAAUCUGGAUGCUGCAACCUUCCAAGUUACCUACCAACUCAAGAUUCUGACGACGGCUAUCUUCAGCGUUUUGAUGCUAGGCCGACGCCUCUCGACACGCCAAUGGUUAUCUUUACUACUUCUCAUCAUCGGCGUAUCUAUUAUACAAGUACCGCAAGCGACCGCGCCUUCAGCCACACCAGGGUCAGGAUCGUCGUCAUGGACUAAGACACUGGAGCAACUACAUGAUCUAGGCGAGAAUGUCGCUGGGCGGGUCUUGAAGCGGUCUGGCUCAUAUGAGGGUAUACACGAGGAUCGUGCAGCUCAGGUACCUCGCAUGAAUAGUCGGGUUGGGCUCUUAGCUGUUCUGAUCUCCUGCGCUCUCUCCGGCCUAGCUGGAGUCACCUUCGAAAAGAUACUGAAAGAAUCAUCGAGCGCAAAGCUGACACCGCUCUGGGUGCGCAACUGCCAGCUCUGUUUUUGGUCACUAUUUCCUUCGUUAUUCUUGGGUGUUAUUUGGAAGGACGGAGAAGUGAUAGCAAAGACUGGGUUCUUCGUUGGUUACAACUGGGUGGUUUGGACGGCCAUUGGCUUUCAGGCAGCCGGUGGUGUCAUUGUUGCGCUCGUCAUUAACUAUGCGGACAACAUUGCGAAGAACUUCGCGACGUCGAUUUCGAUUCUGCUCAGUUGUAUGGCCAGUGUGUACUUCUUUGAUUUCAAGGUGACGCGAUCGUUCUUCAUGGGCACCUGUGUCGUGCUGCUCGCUACCUAUCUCUACACCAAGCCUGAGCGGGGCUCGCAAUUGCCUCCAGUUAGAAUUGCCGACUUCGAGAAGACCACAGUCGAUCGCACGUAUGAUGCAGAUAUGCCUCGGAGCCCCACAGGCUAUAGUAAUGUCCCUAGAUCGAUGCCAGAAUCACCUACGAUAGAACGGCAUUCCCAUAAGCGAGAAGCUUGA